Messenger RNA from Glycine soja, 1011 nucleotides. RefSeq lists its product as uncharacterized. The coding region runs from base 51 to 575 and encodes 174 amino acids. The record is from RefSeq and is a predicted model, not a curated record. The transcript has 4 exons. NCBI's taxonomy places the organism in Eukaryota, Viridiplantae, Streptophyta, Magnoliopsida, Fabales, Fabaceae.
AUAUCUUACAAAUACCACAUUCAAUUGAACAAGUUUUCAUUGCACAAAAAAUGGAGUUCUACACAAGGCCAAAUAGGAGUGACAUCCACCUCUCAGCAGAGGAAGAAGCCACCAUAGAGGCAAAGACCAGAGACUACUUUGAUGGGGUUGCACCACAACGCCACACAAAGCCUCAACGAAGUGAGUAUUCAGCUCAAUAUGUGGAUGCUUUCUCCAAUGCCCAUCACUCUUCUUCUUCUUCUUCUUCUUCUUCUAUACCAGAAUUCAUGCAAUUCCAACGCCUCGAGAAUGAUCCCCAAGAGAAGAAAUUGGAGUACAAUGGAAGUCAAGUACCGGAAGAAUUUGUGGAAACAGAGUAUUACCAAGAUCUCAACAGCGUGGACAAACACCACCAUACGACGGGAACAGGAUUUAUCAAAGUAGAGAAAAAUGGAAAUGACUUUCACAUAGAACCAGAUAAUGACACUGGUUGCCAUCACUCUUGCAAGUGCAAUCCAGCAACCAAUGAUUGGGUUCCUUCUCCUUCCAACGAGGUGGGUUUCAAUUCAGACAAACCUAACAGGAGUGACAACUAAGAAUGGAGGAGUGGUUACAUGAAGAUAUCAAUAUCUCAGCUUCUUUUCAGAUUGUGUGGAUUCCACGUGGCGUUUAGAGUUGCAAACCAAAUAAAUUUAAAUAAACAAAAAAAACUUGUGAGUUGGAUUCAAGGUUAUUGUGUUUGAGAUAUGGUACUAGUUAGCAUUUCAUCUUGUAUCAUUGAUGAUUGAUGUCUUACAUUCCUGGAUAUGUCUUUAAUCGCAUACAUAUAAAGAUUUUUAAAGCAAACUAAUAUUUUAGUGAUGCAUAUAUUAAUCUUAUGAUGAUGUCAUGGACACAGUCUUUUCACUAUAUGAAAGGCAAAAGUGACUUAAGUUGAGAAUGUGUUGUAAUUAGUAUGUCUAGUUUAAACACAAGGAUUCAUUCUAUAGCAAUAGCAUCCUGCAGGACUAUGAGGAAUGAAUUGUUAUUUAC